Messenger RNA from Lemur catta (Ring-tailed lemur), 5593 nucleotides. It is a transcript of the gene RP1L1, whose product is annotated as RP1 like 1. NCBI's taxonomy places the organism in Eukaryota, Metazoa, Chordata, Mammalia, Primates, Lemuridae. Gene Ontology annotation, cellular component: axoneme. Gene Ontology annotation, biological process: photoreceptor cell development; retina development in camera-type eye; axoneme assembly. The coding region runs from base 17 to 5593 and encodes 1858 amino acids. The transcript is spliced from 3 exons. The record is from RefSeq and is a predicted model, not a curated record.
CCCGGGCCGCCACACCAUGAACAGCACCCCGAGGGAAGCCCAGGCCCCGAGCCACCGCGAGUGCCUCCUGCCCUCUGUGGCUUGCACCCCGUCUGUCACCCAGGUCACGCCAGCCAAGAAGAUAACCUUCCUCAAGCGAGGGGACCCCCGCUUUGCCGGGGUGCGCCUGGCGGUUCACCAGCGCGCCUUCAAGACCUUCAGCGCCCUGAUGGACGAGCUCUCCCAGCGCGUGCCUCUGUCCUUCGGGGUGCGCUCCGUCACCACGCCCCGGGGCCUGCAUGGCCUCAGCGCUCUGGAGCAGCUGGAGGAUGGCGGCUACUACCUCUGCUCCGAUAAGAAGCCCCCCAAGACCCCCGGUGGGCCGGGCCGGCCACAGGGGAGAAGCCCGUCUGCUCAGCAGUCGCGGGAGUUUGAAGGCCAGCCGGAGGCACCAGGAACAUCCUCCUCCUCGAAGGGUCCCAAAGCCCCAAGGAGGAUCCUGCUGGUUAAGAACGGGGACCCUAGAUCCCAGCAGCUGCUGGUUCUCAGUCCCAGAGACACUCGGAACCUGGCGGCCUUUCUCAGCAAAGCCUCAGGUGUUCUGCACUUCCCCGUGAAGCAGGUGUACACGCUCAGCGGGAGAAAGGUGGACUCCCUGCAGACCCUGCCGCCCGUGCUGGUGUGUGCUGGCCACGAGGCCUUCAGACCUCUGGCCAUGGAAGAUGCCAGAAGAAACGGGAUUGAAACUUUAGCUGGGCUGGCUUCAAGGAACAAAAAUGGGAGCUGGGGGCCGAAGGCCAAGCGGAGCGUGAUCCACGCGAGGUCCAGGCCGGGCAGCAGGCCGCGGCGGUCCUCCUUGCUGUCGGAGAGGUCUGGGCUCAGUGACCCCCCGGCGCCCCUGCAUCGAGCCUGGGUGGGCCGUGCCCCCGACGGGCACCCUGAGGACACACCUGCCCAGCCUGGCCCCUUGGUGGCCAGCGACGGCGUGAAGAAGAGGGUGCGCGUGAACGAGGACGGCAGCCUGGACGUGCAGAUGAAAGUCCGCUUCCACCUGCUCGGCGAGGACACGCUCCUGUGGUCCCGGAGGAUGGGGAGGGCCUGCGGGGAGGGCCCCGCCCUGGGGGAGGUGGGCCCCCUCUGCUGCGCCUGGGAGGGCCACCCUGGGGGCUGCUCGGCCACCUGGGGGCCGCGGCCCUGUGGGGCAGAGUGCGAGGAAGCCUGCGGCCGAGGCGGGCAGUCGGGACCCAGAUACGAGAUCUGGACGAACCCCCUGCACGCAGCCCAGGGGCCCAGGCUGGCUUCUCGGAGGAGGUCGGGGCUGGCCCAGCACCCCCACUGCGGGGGCCCCCGCGGCCAAGGGGCCACCCUCCGGGGCAGACGCUGGGACAGCGUCAGCUCAGCCUCCAGCUCCAGCCACGCCGAGGGCUCGGAGCCAGACUCCUCCUGCUGCCCCAGGACCCCAGAGGGCAGUGUGGGCAGCGGUGGCCUCUCUGCCCAGAGCAGGGCCACGCGGGAAGCUGGCCCGUGCCCAGAGGCAGCGGGGCUGGGCAAAGGAGCUGCUUCUGACUCGUCGGCCGGCGAGCGGGGCGGGCAGCACCAGGGUUGCUUGGGCGAGGCAAGCGCUGGGACUUCCCAGCGGGAGGUCACCCAGGGAGGUGGCCCCAGUUCUCCCGCCCUGAGUCCCUCAGCUUUAAGGAACGAGGACCUGCAGACAGAGACAUGUGGGCAGGGCACCGGGUGCCGCCAGGCCAGAUGGGGGUCUGUGACGAGGCUGCCCCUGACCCUGGGCCUCUCCGGCUCCUGGGACACAGACGGAGGUUCUCCCCCACCUGCCGCCCGUGCCUCAGCCCAGCGGGGGACAAGAAAGCAGAGGACCCGCCUUAGUGCCGUGGCCCCACCCAGCUCUCCUGGCCUUGGCCAAGUGGCUCGGAGAGGCCAUGCCAGGCAGUGUCACCACUGCAGCGACACCCGCUGCCUGCCGGACUCACCCGCAGCCCGGCCAGUGCCCAGCGCUCCCGACCCAGGAGGGGCCUGCCCGGAGGGCCCAGCGCCACGACUUUCCGAAAGCUCCUGGAGCACCCAGACCCAGGCCUCCAGGGACCGGAGAGCCCCCUCCUCGGGCUCUCUGCGUUCCCAGGACCUGCCCGCGGCCAGCGGGGCCACCACCUCUCCUGCAAGCCACUCGGACUGCGCUUCUGGUUCCUGCCACCACGAUGCUCCCUCUGCCGUGUGGGCAGGGGACGCGGGGUCCAGGGUGGACUCCCCGACUCCUGUGCCUCCCCACACACCCCACUCCUGCUCUCGGGCUAGGGCUGGCAGCACCCCCGAGCCUUCCUCGCCCUUGGCCCUGCAGGUGGGACGGCCCGACGGAGGGGAGGCAGGAGCCCACCGAGGCAGCUGCUGCUCACAGACUGGGGAACCCCCGGUGCGAGGGGGCCCUGGUGGCAACACACAGGCGCUGUGGGCACCGUCCUCCGAGGCCACCUGGGUGUGCAGCAGGUACUGCCCCACCCCGCCCAGGGGGCGGCCCGGUGCCGAGCGACGCCCUUCCAGCUGCGGUAGCAGCAGCGGCUGCCACGGUGCUGCCCAGGGGCCAGGCGGCAGCCGGCAGGCGGAGGAAUCGCCUGCGGUGGGGUGCGUGCUGCCCCCGGACCCCAGGGGGGGAUCCCAGGGGAAGAUCGCUGGGGGUGGGCGAGGCCGCGAGGAGCAGGAGGAGGGUGGUGGCACGUCCCCGGGUGCUCUGCCCCACGCCUCGCCAGACGCUGUGGUCCGAGAGUGGCUGGGCAACAUCCCAGAGGAGCCCGUACUCUUGAAAUACGAGAUGGUGGACGAGGCCACAGAUGUGGCCGGGGAUGGCCCAGAAAGCCCCAAGGAGGACCCUGGGGAUGGCCGUUCCCCAGAAGGCCCAGGGGGGCUAGCUCAGGCCAGGCCACAGCCCCCUGAAGGGGACGCCGGCGAGAACCCAGAGCCAGACGGGGCCCUCCCAGGGCCUGGCAGUGCCCGUCCCUCUUCAGGAGAGGGUCCUUCCCAAGGGGCAGCUCUGGGCGCAGAUCCCAAGGCCUUUGAGGAGGCCAGGGUGGGCGGAGGGGCGGCCGUGGGCCAUGCGGUGCCCCUGCGGGUGCUUCCCGCCAGGGUGUCGGCCUCCACGCACAUCAUGAAGGCGCUGAUGGGCUCCAAGCAGGGCCGGCCCAGCAGCCUGCCCGAAGUGUCCGGCCCGGCGGCCAGGAGGCUCAGCCGCUCGGCCGGGGCGCUCAUCACCUGCCUGGCCCAGCUGCACUUCUUCGAUGGAGAUCUGGGGUCUCCUGCUGGCAAAGUGAGGUUCGCAGACUCCCCGCGGUACCAGGAGCUGCUCAGCCUCUCCCAGGCCCUGUGGCCCGGCUGUGACCUUGGCCACGGCCAGCCAGACUCCAGCCUCCAGGAGCUCCCGUGGAGCCAGGCUCUGCCGGGCCUCGGGUCCCACGCCGUGACCGAGGACCUCACACCGACGUCCUCCUCUGGCGUGGACCUCAGCAGUGGCUCGGGGGGCUCGGGGGGCUCGGGGGAGGGCAGCGUGCCCUGUGCCGCGGACUGUGCCCUGGGCCUGGAGAGGAUGGAGCCGCCCCAGAAAACCUCCUGCCGGAGGCCUGACUCCAGAGGCUCAGAGGACGCGGAGGGUCUGGGAAACCCACCGCCGAGCUGCUGCCCGGCCUCCCCCCACUCUCAAGCCCCCAGCGAGGGCCGGGCAGGGGGAGACGGCGGAGAGCCGGGGCUGGGCAGCCCCCCGGGGCAGGCGGUUGGACAUGCAACGCAGGAGGAAGGGGCGCGGCUGGAGGAGCCCCGAGGAGGAGUGGAAGAAGAACUGCGAGAGGCAGUGAGAGAGGAAGGGCUUCCGGAAGAGGGCAGGGUGGGCCGUCCGGGUGGGGAUGACGAGGGGCAGGAGGAGGAGGAGGCGGGAAGAGCCUCUCCCCCGGCAGCGAGGACAGAGGAGCCCACAGAGCCCCCCGGUCAGCUCAGCGCGAGGGACCCACAUGCCCGUGAGGAUCAAAGCGGCCUCCAAUUUGAGCCUGGUUUGGAAGAUCCACCUGGAGCAGCCGGGGUGGGCCACGGGCAAACCCCAGCCUCGCCCCCGCGGGGGGCUGGCGAGAAGAGGGCGCCCGUGGCCGGCAGAGCGUCUCUGGAUCCGGACCCCAUCUGGGCGUCCGCCAUGCUGAAGAAGAUGGCGAAGGCCUUCAUGGCCCACCUGGCCGGGGCCGUGGCCGAGCUCCGGGCCCGCUGGAGCCUGCAGGACCACCCCCUGCUGGACCAGAUGGCGGCCGAGCUGCAGCAGGACGUGGGCCGAAGGCUCCAAGACGGCACCCAGAGAGAGCUCCGGGAGAUGCAGAGCCGGGCGGGGCGCAGGGCCCCGGGGCCCAGGGAGGCCCUCAGCGGGGAGCUGUCCUUGCAGACAGAGCGGCGCAGGCGCUGCCUCAGGGGCCUGCGCCACCUCUCUGCCUUCUCGGAGUGCACCCCAGGCCUGGGGUCACUCUCCCUGGAGGACGGCCCAGCCCUGGGGACCCGGCUGGGUGGGGUGGCUGAGCCGGAGGAGUUCUGUCCCUGUGAGGCCUGCAUAAGGAAGAAAGUGAGCCCUGUGUCCCCGACGGACGCCGUGGGGACAACCAGGGCACCCAUCAGAGAGGCCUUUGACCUGCAGCAAAUCCUGCAGAAGAGGAGGGGAGGCUGUCCCAGUGGGGACGCAGCCGAGGUGGCCCCUGAGAAGACAGGGACAGAGCAGCUUCAGGAGGACCCCUCGAGCACCGGGCCCUCCCGGGGAGCUGACGAUGGGCUGGAGCUGGGGCCUGGGGUGCAGGGGGAGGAGGGGCAGGGAAGCCAGAGAUGCAGCAGAGAUGACAGCCCCCAGCCAGAAGGGACAGAGGGGGCUGGCUGCUGGGAAGGCGGGGAAGAUGCGGGGGCUCCAAGGAGGAAAGGGAACAGCCCGGCCAAUGUCGGCAGCAACCCGGGGGCAGCAGAGAGGGAGGAAGCCAGGGACCAGGGCUCCGGGGGUGAGGACAGUUUGGAGGGUGAAGCCUCCUCAAGAGGUGACCAAGAUCCAGGAGAACAGAGUGAAGGUGCCACAGGUAUAGGGGCCCAGGAAGCUGACGGGGAGGGACGGCCUGGGUCAGGAGCGGGGACUCAAGGUGAGAGAGGAGGGAGCCCUCUGGUCGGCCCCGAACAGGGCCAGUCAGAGGACACUUCUGAAAACGGCAGCCUGGACCAAGAGGGCAGGCCCGCGUCACCCCCCGCCCCAGGUGGGGACAGCCCCCGCCAAAGCCCAGACCCCCAAACAGGCCCUUCCCCCUCCAGCCCACCCUGCCUGGGCAGCUGCUCCCAGAAAGACUCAGAAGACGAUGCCAGUGGAAAAGUGAGAAUCACUGAAGCUGAGCCCGAGGGGGACCCUCGUGCAGAGAGAAAAGUCACCAGGAUGUAUCCAGAAAGUUCUACGUCUGAGCAAGAAGGGGCCCCUUCCCGCCCACAGACUCCAGAGCCGGGGGCAGGCAAAGGUUCUGACCUACAAGAUGAGGAGUAUGCUACAAGCCACCCCUCCACCGGGGUGGCGGGCAGGGCGGAUGGCUUCAGCCAAGACGACUUAGAUUUCUAG